GGAGCGGAACGGAACGGAACGGAACGGAGCCAUGGGAAAGCUUCAAGAAUUUGAUAUCACUUUUGCCAACAACAAGGUGGUUUACGGUCCCGGAGAAUCCAUCAGCGGAACCGUGAAGAUACGGAACGCCAACGCGCUGCAGUACAAAGCCAUCAAGGUGUACUGUCAGGGAUCAUGUGGGAUAUCCAACAAAAUGAACGACGCCUCAUGGAUUCUGGAGGAGCAGUACUUCAACAGCACGUUGUCUAUUGUCGACAAAGGAACCCUGGCGGCAGGCGAGCACAGUUUCCCCUUCCAGUUUCUCAUUCCAGUUGCUGCUCCGACUUCCUUUGAGGGACCCUUUGGGAAGAUUAUUUACCGCGUGAGGGCGGCUAUCGACACGCCCCGCUUCUCUAAGGACUACAAAGCCCAGAGGCCCUUCUACCUGCUCAACCGGCUUAACCUAAAUGAGGUGCCUGCCAUUGAACAUCCGAGUUAUGCUGUAACCACGAAGAAGUUCAGUUACCUUCUGGUGAAGACGGGGACCCUAAUGCUGAAAGCUCGCAGUGACCUGAAGGGUUACAUCCCAGGGCAGGUCAUCAAGUUAGCCACCGAGAUCCACAACAAGUCUGGGAAGGACACAGGAUGUGUGCUGGCUAGUCUCAUACAGAAAGUGACCUACAAGACCAAGCGGCCUGUGUUCGACCUGCGGACCAUCGCGGAGGUGGAGGGAGCAGGAGUGAAAGCAGGAAAACAUGCAGAGUGGAGAGAGCAGAUCAUCGUCCCUCCUCUUCCUCAGUCAGCACUGGCUGGCUGCAGCCUCAUAGACAUCGACUACUUCAUUCAGGUGUCCCUAAAAUCUCCAGAUGCAGUCGUCACUCUACCCAUCUACAUUGGGAACAUCGCUGUGAACUUGACUCCGUCGAGGCUCACGCAUUCCACUCCGGGCCGCUGCGCCGCGACCGCCGCACCCAGCGCGGCAGGCGUGACACCCAGUGCUCCGCCGGCGGAGGAGGAACCAGUGGAGGGGCUGUGUGCAGGCGGCGUGGCCAGUGAGGAGAUCCCCACCAAGAGCCACUCUCAGCAGGAUCCCUCAGGUCAGCCGGUCACCAUGUCCCCCAGCGCCUUCAGCCACGCACCGGAUGCAGCCCUUCCUCCCGGCCACAGACGGCCCGACGCGUCCGCUCCCCUGUUCUGUGUGUCCACCGGGGCCACCAUACCGUUCUUCACCGAGGGAAACGUGACUCCUAUCCCUACCUCCUGUUCUCUCAUCCUCCCUCCAGAGUACAGCAGCUGGGACUACCCUCAUGAACCCCCACCUUCUUACGAGGAAAGCUGCAGUAGCGCCAACUCCAGUUUCAACAGCAGACAGUAGAGAAGAAACAGGUGAUGAAGCAUGAAGGCGGCGCCCACUCACACCUGUCUGCAUUCGACACUCGACAAAUCAGUACAUUGACACAGGGGGUUACAGAGGACGGACGAUAACUCCCACCCCCGCGAACACCCCAAAGACUGUUUCUUUGUCCUUGAUAAGUAAAAAAAAAAGAAAAAAAAAAAAAAGAAAAAGGGAUCAUAUCUUAUAUUGAAUAUAAGUUUAAUUCUCAUGUCUCAUCAGGUAGAGUCAGACAGAACGGGUGAACAUCACUGUGCCUAAAAGAUGUAUUUUGGAUCAUCACACAGCAUUUCCAAUAUUCCGUGAUCGGACAUGUUUCUUUGAUGGGGCGGAGUUAAAUCUGUUUUGUUUUUCCAAUGACUUUUGCAUCUGUGAUGCCUUGAAAAUUAUUUCGGCCUGCUUAAGGUUCAUGUUUGACGAGAUCAAUCGCUAGCCUUUUUUUAAAGUCUUGUUCCAGUUGUGCACUUGUUAUUGUGGUCCACCGCUGUCCGAUUGUGUCUCAGUUGUCCUCAUCAGCAGCAGAGGUGUAUUCAUGCUGGAUGUCUAAAGGAGAACUCAUCACCAGAGGUUGUGGUUUAACUAGUCAAAACCCCAGUGUGGAGGAUUUUAUGUAAUUAUAGCAUCUUAAUAAUACCACGAUAAGAUGCCAGUCAGAACGUGUUAGAAUCCUAAACAUAUAGCCUUGGAAGACAAAUAGUUUCACAGCAACACCUCUCAGUUGUGUUACUCCAAACAGAGGUAGCAGCAAAAACAAAAAUAAUUUACUGUAGUUAUACAAAUAAAUCCAGUCACACUCGAAUCUGAAUAUUUUUUCGCAUUCUUUUUAUCGACUUCACCAACUGGACAACUUAAAUUUUAACAUUUAAAGAUAAUUUAUGUUGAGAAAAAUGAAACACAGAAGAGCACGUGCACUGAUCUCUUUCUGGAAAAAGAUUGAUUUUUUAGAUAAUAAUAAAAAAAAUAUAUAUAUAUAUCUUUAUCUUUGAACUGGUACCGUGUUGUUGUCUCAUACAACUGAGAGGUUUCGCUUUGCCACCCCUUUUGUAUUCAGAGGACAGUUAAUCUGCAGAUGAGGCUCAUUUCUCCUGCAGCUGGAUGUGAUGACUGCACUGAUGACUCAGUCUUUCUCUGCCCUCUUGUGGCCGUCACUGGUAAUAAACCUAUCUUAGACUCAUCUUGCAAGUGGAGAUGAACAUAAUCAGCCAUGAUCUGCUGUUUGAAGUUUUUGUUGAGCAGAACGAACAAAUUGAGGAUUGAGAUGCGUGAUGUUUUAAGAUGUGAUGCGGGUGUUUAGCGUCACUGUUUCGGUCUAAAUGAUAUUAUAUAUUGUUGUUUUUUCCUGUUUGUUGCCUUAACGUUCUUUUAGUGUUGCGUCCGUGAGAUGAGAACGCUCUGAAAUUUCAGUCGGUGCAGAUGAUAAACAUACAUGUGCACAGCACAGCACUUUUUACUAUUUGCAUGGAUUUCUGAGUGCACGUCUACUGUGUGUGUGUGUGUGGUGUGUGUGUGUGUGUGUGUGUGGUGUGUGUGAGCCUGCGUGAGUGCGUCUGUUUGUGUGUGUGUGUGUGUGUGUAUAUGUUCCGGUUAGAGACAUUUUCUUUGUCUGUGUACGAGGGCUGGGUGAUAAUUCCACACUUUUAACUUUCAGUCUGAUCUUGUGAUCUGAUCUUAUCAUCUUGUCACUCCACAAAUGUCUCCUGUCCAAAUUAUCUCAUCUUAACUCAUCAGCCUUUAUUAAAAACUAAUAAAGAGUUUGAUCUCAUGUAAUUCAUAAGUGUGAAACAGAAUACAAAAUGAAUCUGUUAUUUUGGACUUUGCAUACAUUUGUCAUAUUCUGUCAUUUCUUAAUGACAGUAAAUAUCCUUAUUUAUAUAAUUAACCAUAUCAUUCAGCCCUACCGUUCAUCAGCACAUAAUCAUUGUCACUUUUCGGUGCAAAACUAAUACCCCUGAAAAUCUUAAGCACAUCUGCUGUCCUAAAUGUUUGUGUGACUACUGACUUAUUUGUCUUAUUUUACCACCUUUUAGUACAAUCUCAAAGUCUAUCCUGUGAAUUCAGACGACAAAAACAUCACAGUGCUGGUGUUGGCUCCUGACCGCAGAUCACGUUGCCAAGUGUUUUCCAGAAUUUUUAUUCGAUUUGUGAGACACAUCAGCUCCGUGAUUUUCCACAGACAAACUGCCGUUACCGUUGGAAACCUGACAGUCACCCAAACUACGGUGUCCUGGCCCUACAUCAUUGUGAAUGCAUGCCUUAAACAAUCUUGAUCCCCAACACCUCUUACAGGAGUUUGUGAUGGACUUUGCUUCUCCUCUGUCAGGGAGGACGUCAGGAUGUGCAGCUCUUCCUAGUUUUGUCUCCUGUGGACUGUGCUCAUUGCACUCGAUGUACACCAAUGUAGCUUUUAAAAACACAGAGGAUACUGGACCUUAGACCUGUUUUUAUUCUUGUUUUAGAAAAUAUGUGCAAUUCCUCUAAUGCAGCACCAACUCCCUGAAGUAAUUUCAUGCUGCCUUUAUCGAUCCUGAUUCUGUUUAAUUCCUUUCCACCCAAAAGGUACUAUAGCUUUAUGAAGCUCCAAAUAUUUUUUAUUUUUUUUCAUUCUUUCCCCCUCACAUAUUGAUGAGUGGUGUCUGGUUUUGUAUUUUUCUACUUGUUAAACUGUUUACAGGUGCGGUAUGCAGAUACUCAUAGUAGCACCUCAAUCAGUAAAUGUAAUAUUUCAGCAUACAGUGCAGAAUCAGUUGUACUGUACAGUAUAACAAUAAAGAUAUAUGACGUGUUUUUGUUGUUUAUGUCAACAGGGUCAACUUUGUGGUUCAGAAAUGGGAACAUGCUUCCAAAACUAAUUUUACUUUUCUUUUAAGAAACAGUUAGCAUUACAGCUCCUUGCAACAACAAGGCCGUUAAAAGUGCAUUACAUAAGAGCAAACAUUUCUAUUUGUUUAGACUUAAAACAGCUGAAAUAACAUAAGAACACCACUGAUUAUCUAUUUGUUCAGUCUUAAAACAGCUGAAAUAACACAGGGACACCACUGAUCUAGAGCUACAUCUAAGUAUGAAGGUCUUUUUUGAUCAUUUGUGUACAGCUGCAGGAAUCCUGGUGAAAGCUGCCCAGAUGUCGUAAAAGCAGCACAUACAAAAAGGCAGCUAGUAGAAGCUGUUGCAAUGGUUAUUAAAGUCAAAGGACGCAGGGGCUGAAUGUUUUACAAAGGCUAAGAUUAGAGGCAGCUGA
Anoplopoma fimbria (sablefish) is the source of this 4607-nucleotide messenger RNA. RefSeq names its product arrestin domain containing 1b (gene arrdc1b). The coding region runs from base 32 to 1354 and encodes 440 amino acids. Lineage: Eukaryota; Metazoa; Chordata; Actinopteri; Perciformes; Anoplopomatidae. The transcript is spliced from 8 exons. Gene Ontology annotation, biological process: protein transport. Gene Ontology annotation, molecular function: ubiquitin protein ligase binding; ubiquitin-like ligase-substrate adaptor activity. The record is from RefSeq and is a predicted model, not a curated record. Gene Ontology annotation, cellular component: cytoplasm.